This is a messenger RNA of Acanthopagrus latus (yellowfin seabream), 2205 nucleotides long. RefSeq names its product periphilin 1 (gene pphln1). Gene Ontology annotation, cellular component: nucleoplasm. The transcript is spliced from 12 exons. Bases 251 to 1486 code for a protein of 411 amino acids. NCBI's taxonomy places the organism in Eukaryota, Metazoa, Chordata, Actinopteri, Spariformes, Sparidae. The record is from RefSeq and is a predicted model, not a curated record. Gene Ontology annotation, biological process: negative regulation of DNA-templated transcription; protein localization to heterochromatin; negative regulation of gene expression, epigenetic.
GUUUUGCACACAUUCAUGUAUACGAUGGCAUAUUCCGCCGUAAAUAUUCAUACACCAUUUUUGUGUGUAAGUAUUGUUGAGUUAACUGGCCCUCAGAUGAAAUAAAACGUGCGGGUGUUUGCAGCAUAUAUGGAGGCUAGCUAAUUAGCAACGCUAGCUGUCCUUUCUACUUGGACCUGCAGUAGUAGAUAGUGUUGAAGAUCUUGUUUUCACAAUAUCACCCUGAUUCACAGAAGUUCCUGUGUCCAACAUGACAUACAGGAGAGACAGGAGUAUACGAGAGAUGUAUGAUGAACGCUUUAUAACAGAGAGACCGGGUCCAUACCCACGGGGAGCUGGUGCACCGGAGAGGAGAGGCCCGUUUGGCAGGCCAGAGGACGACUACAGCCGUGGCAGCGGGUAUGAAUACGAAGGAGGUCCGCGCUUUUUCCCGAAUGGAGGAGGCCCACGAAAUUAUCAUGAAGACCAGAGGGGCUACCAUGGCGACAGUAUCCAUUUCCCUGCUGAACGCAGAGCUGGUCCACCUUCAAGGAGGGAGGAUUAUCCUUACAGAGGACCCAGGGAAGACCCACACACAGGACGGCCUUUGGAGUUUGGCGCUCGUGCACCACCUCCUCAUAGCGUGCGAAACCAGGGCAUCUACCCAGCAGCCAGAUCGCUCCCAGAGAGCGGGGAGGACACACUAGUGCAGGCCAUCCUCAACCUGGACAGAGGGGAGGACAGAGACCACUACAGGAGAAAGGCAGCCCCGUUCCCUCCUCUCAGAGAACGCUCCCCUGUGCGCCGCGAGGUGGCCCGCUCCCCCCACAGUCGCUCCGGCUCAAGCGUCAGCAGCAGGGGCUACUCACCAGACAGAGCCAAGGGCCUGCUGUAUCCCUCACAGCAAGGCAAGAGUGCGGACGGUCCAGAAGGUCACGCAGGUGUCGCUGAGCACGCCUGGGGGCCGCUCUAUUCCCAACAGAGUGGACAUGAUACUUUGGGGUAUGAGGAGACUUUUUCUCAGAACAAGACGACUGACAAAAUUCCUGGCCUGUCAAGAGAAGGCUCCCCACACAGCGCAACUUCAAAUAAGGAGGAGAACCAUCCUCUGGAGGGAGAAAGAGAGGAGAGUCUGAUGGCCCCAGUCGUGGAGGAGAGCCAAAGGUUGUCUGCAGACAACUUUCAAGAACGACGAGCCCAAGCCAUCGCAGCCAAAGCUCAUGAGAUAGAGAAGAUGUACCGUCAGGACUGCGAGACAUUUGGCAUGGUGGUAAAGAUGCUGGUAGCUAAAGAUCCCAACCUGGAGAAGCAGCUACAGGUCCCCCUCAGGGAGAACCUCGGCGAGAUCCGCGAACGUUGCCUAGAAGACCUGAAACACUUCAUCAGCGAGCUGGACGAGGCGGUCCGGCAGCCAGAACCGUCCGUCUGCGACUCGACCACCCCGCCUGCAGCUCUGACGGGUCAUAAACUCUCAAAGACAGGAAUCAAUCACAGCUCAUCUUACUGACACAGUGGCCUAAUCUGCUCUCUGUGAGACUGAGCAUUAUGGGACUUGCUGCUCAACAGGAUGGAUUUCUGGGAUACAUUGUGGAUUGCUGGACUGAACUGGUUCUACAGCACAGCAACCUGAAGAGCAGCUCAACAUGGCAGGGAUGCAGUGUUGCGUUAUAUGUAGGGAUGAACAGUGUUAGUUUUGAACAGACCGUUUUUACCUUCAAGUUUUCUGUUGAAAAAUUUAAAUUUUUAAAUAUUACGUUGUUCUUUUUUCUAUACAAUGUUGGCAAAAAAACACAUCUUUUAUUUAAAAAAGCUACCAAUCUGACAUCAAUGUGGAAAUGGUCAGCAUGGGUUUCAUUAUUUAACCAGUUUUGAUGAAAAUAUGUCUUUGAGAUUAGAGUCCUGACGCAUGAUCAGAGUUUUGCUGAAGAAAACUCAGAUGGGGAGAAUGUUUUGUUUUUUUUACUAUGUUUUGUAGCAGUCAGAUGGAUGACCUGGUGCUGCUAAAUUUACAGUUCUGCAUUCUUGUAUAAAUUUGUACUGUCCAGAGAUGCCAGUUGGGUUCCUUUUUCAUUGUGUUGUCUCAUUUUGCUUAUCAAACUUUAUAUCAAAUAUGCUCCCCCAACAACAAAAAUCUGCACAAAGCUUGAUUAUUUUGAUGACAUUGAGAUGAAGCUUUGCACAAACUGGGAUGCCUCUGAAGGUUCUAGUAAAGAUGAUUUCUAUGAA